AUGCCAUUCAUCCCCAACACACCCGAGUCUUUGAUAGGCCGCACCGACUCUAAAAACCCAGCAACAACAUGUCGAGGUAUCACUUCAGGAGGUCGACCUUGCCGGCGCGACUUGAAUUCUUCCUCAGGAUCCUCGCCAGCAGCCCCUCGAAUUACCAAACCUACCAAACUACGUGUUGAUGACCCAAGCAAUCCCGACCUUUACUGCUGGCAGCAUAAAGACCAAGCAAGCUUGUCCGCCAAAUCUAGCCCGGGACCGAAGACGAGGACGACUCCGAUCCUCGAAACCCGCGAGAGUUUGGAUACUCUCAUCGAUCGGCUCGGUAUAGUUGAGGCAGAAAGGCACAGGCGAAAGCAUCAUCAUGGGGAUAGGCCUUCGAGACACGACGACCGGGACGACCGGCACAACGAAAAGACCUCACACUCAGGCAACACAAACGCCGAACGACCACAUAGACGUAGACCGAAGGAGAAGAAAAGGAGUUUCUGCUAUUGCUUUACCAUCACCGAGUUAGAAGAGGAAGAGGAGGAGCGUCCAGUGCGGCCCCAGCCCAAACCGGUACAGAGCGCGCCCGCGAAAACGACCUAUUCGAGACCACAGGACCAGCACUUGGCCAUUCCUCCUGCUGUGCAUGGGCGACCCAGUACCGACCCAAAGCGACCUUCGGAAUCUCGCAAAACUUCGCAGACAUCGCAGUACUUGUCCUUGAUUCCGGCUACAGCAUCGCCACAAACGGCUUCACAGCUUAUGGCCGAAUUAGCGAAGCCUAUUUCGCAACAGGACGAAGCCGGCUACAUUUAUAUCUUCUGGUUAACGCCCGAGUCCCAACCAACAGCCCCUUCAGACGAAGCAGCAGAGUCUCUUCUGGCACCACCCCGUCCGGGCGGCCGCCAGAGACGAGCCAGCGAUGUGUUAGAGACAUUUGCCGUCAAGGAGAGCAAGACUGGAUCGUCAUCUGGACCGUCGUCUAAAAAGGUCCUUUUGAAGAUCGGUCGGGCAUCCAACGUGCAGCGACGUCUCAACGAAUGGACCCGUCAGUGCGGUUAUAAACUGUCGCUGAUCCGCUACUACCCCCACAUCUCGUCUAGUCAACCGUCGACACCUCGAAAGAUGCCUCAUAGCCACAAGGUCGAACGCCUGAUACAUAUCGAGCUUGCCGGCGCCGGUUUACGAGUAAGCGACAAGGGCAAUUGCGAUGUCUGUGGAAAGGCGCACAGGGAAUGGUUUGAGAUAGACGCUACCAAAAAGGGGAUCGCCAUGGUCGAUGAAGUUGUUAAACGUUGGUCGGACUGGGACGAAUCCAAAGGAUGA
This is a messenger RNA of Annulohypoxylon truncatum, 1311 nucleotides long. RefSeq names its product DUF1766-domain-containing protein. The transcript has a single exon. Lineage: Eukaryota; Fungi; Ascomycota; Sordariomycetes; Xylariales; Hypoxylaceae. The record is from RefSeq and is a predicted model, not a curated record. Bases 1 to 1311 code for a protein of 436 amino acids.